Molecule: messenger RNA, 1650 nt
Organism: Coccomyxa subellipsoidea C-169
Lineage: Eukaryota; Viridiplantae; Chlorophyta; Trebouxiophyceae; Coccomyxaceae
Exons: 10
Coding region: 1-1650 (549 amino acids)
Source: RefSeq, a predicted model, not a curated record
AUGUUUGCGGGAGCGGCCCAAACCAACCCGACAAGUUUCAACGUGUGCGGCAACGCGUUCUACGACGCUUCGGGCGUUGAAUGGUAUGGCGCGAGCUUCAUUGUCACGAGCUCAAGCGGAGCUUCCUGCAUAAGCACCACCAAUCCAAUCGUCACCACUCCCUCCAGUUGCCCUGCUCCUAACUGCAUCGAGUCCGAGCUGCAGGAGAUGCUACAAAUUUCGCAGAUGGGUGUCAAUCUGACAUACAAUUACAUCAACAUCGGGUCCAAUAUUGGCAGGUUAGACACCAACUUUCAGGUCACGCUAUAUUUUGCAGAGUACGUUGCCACAGCUGUGGGCCAGAGGGUCUUUGACAUAGUAAUCAACGGCGCCACCGUGGCGACUGAUGUUGACAUAUUUGCUCUGGCGGGCGGUCAGGACAAAGCCGUGUCCUUGAGUUUUGUGGUCAACUCAGGUUCCAUUUUAUACUUUGACAUCUUUCUCCCCACCAAGGUGGGCACCGGCAGCAUUUUUGCUGGCGUGAGCUUUGGCUGGGCCACAAAAACAAGCAUCAGCUACAUGCCACUCAGCGGUGCCAUUUGGGGUGAACCCAUCACCCUGCAAGCCAUCAUUUCCUCCCUCAACCCAAGCCUGGGGAAUAUCACUGAAGGCGCCGUCUUUUUCUAUAUCGAUGGAACGACCAUUAUUGGCGGCUCGGGGGUUGUAGACAACCACCCCUGCGCCAACAACAGCCACCCCUGCGCCUACAUCAACCACCCCUGCGCCCACAACAACCACCCCUGCGCCUACAUCAACCACCCCUGUCACCAGCACUCCAACGCCCUCAACCACCCCCACCACAACCACCUCAAACCCCCCUACAACCACCGCGAGCCCUACCACAACCCCUACAAACCCUACAUCAACUCCCCUGGCUUCUUCGACGCCCCCGCCCACGACUGGAAAAGUGGUUACCACACUGACAGCGGACUUCAGCCCAAACCCGCCGCUGCCGGGUCAGCCGCUCACAAUCAGCGGAGAGGCAAUUGCUUCCAGUGGCCCGGCCCCGACCGGCAAUCUACCCAAGUGACCGGCAGCCGCCGGCGGCUGCUGACAUCUUCGUCCCCCUUUUCCAUCACCAUUAUCGCCCCCAGCAGCCCCGGAGUCCACAUCAUCACAGUUGUCUUCUUCCCAACUUCUGGAGGCAGCGGCGGCGGAGUCGCGCCCGUAGUGGCGCCCGUAACGGUCACUGUCAACGUGGAAGGACCUGAGGCGAAUGUGGCUCUCGCGAUCUCAAGCCCUGCGCUGCAAUUCCCCUCCUGUACAGACCCUGUGAGGGUGGUUGCAUCGGUGACGGGCCUCAAUAACACGGCGGCCCCCACCGGAGCUGUAAUCCUAUCCAUCUCCGGCCUCAAAUCCCCUGUCGCCGGCGCAACUCCCCUCAGCGUGACCCUAGCAUCGGCCAACAUCACAGGAGGAGCGGCGGAAUUCGUACUGCACCCGCGCAGCCACACAGCAGCUGCCAUGCAAAAGUCUUCCAGCACCAAGCUGCUGCCGGGAAGCUACCAGCUGACAGCAGCCUAUUCUGGCAAUGCCUUGUAUGGCCCAGCCACUGGCAGUGCCAGCCUGGACAUUGGUGCCACCUGUCCAUUAGUCAGCCUCUCGGCCUGA